Messenger RNA from Bursaphelenchus okinawaensis, 723 nucleotides. NCBI's taxonomy places the organism in Eukaryota, Metazoa, Nematoda, Chromadorea, Rhabditida, Aphelenchoididae. The record is from the annotation of a GenBank genome assembly.
AUGACCGACCCUCAGGCGACGUCGCUUUUCCCCCAAGACAAGCUGAGUUUGUUGCUCAUCAGAAGCCUGCUACAGCUUCCACCAGAUGCUACUGUCAAGUUGGAACACAAGAAAGAUUCGAAGCCACCAUACUCUUAUAUUGGACUGAUUGCUAUGGCUAUUUUGAGUAGUCCAGAGAGGAAAAUGCUGUUAUCAGAAAUCUACACUUGGAUCGCCAUGGAAUAUUCGUAUUUUAGGUAAUAAAAAGCUUUAAUAUUGUUGUAUUAUUAUAGCGAAAAAUGCUGUUUCAAAAGACUAACCUUUUCCGACAAAAGAAUUUAAUUUUUAUUUCAAAAUCCAUCUAAAACAACAUGUUUCAUCUUCAGAAACCGCGGCUCAGGCUGGAGAAACUCAGUUCGUCACAAUCUGUCAUUGAACGACUGUUUUGUGAAAGUCGACCGCGCAGCCAACGGAAAAGGUCAUUAUUGGACGAUCCACCCCGCCAAUCUGGCCGACUUCUUGAAGGGAGACUACAGAAGACGACAAGCCCAAUGGAAGAUCAAAUCUCAUCAGCACGCUCAGAUGCCGUGCUGGAAUCCUCUGGCCAUGCAAUACCUACUCAAUCAACAGAUUCAACAAAAUUCAAUGAUGGAAAUGUGGCACAAACAGAUCGCCAACAAUCAACCGGUCGAUCUCAACUCUCACAAUCAUGUGGAUUCGAAUUCAGAUCGAAUAAAUGUAUAA